Neohortaea acidophila is the source of this 2109-nucleotide messenger RNA. RefSeq names its product major facilitator superfamily domain-containing protein. Gene Ontology annotation, biological process: transmembrane transport; intracellular polyamine homeostasis. The transcript has 3 exons. Bases 242 to 2098 code for a protein of 618 amino acids. Gene Ontology annotation, molecular function: polyamine transmembrane transporter activity. The record is from RefSeq and is a predicted model, not a curated record. Lineage: Eukaryota; Fungi; Ascomycota; Dothideomycetes; Mycosphaerellales; Teratosphaeriaceae.
CUCACGUUACGUAUGGUUUGACUAACGCUAAUGCGCCUGAGGGCGUGAGUGAUUUCGACAUUACUCGUCGACUUCUCCCGCUCCUGCGUUGUUUGUUCCUUCCAUUGAGCAAGUUUUCUGGUUUGAUGCGCAUCUCCUUCUUCGUCACGGCUUUCUUGGAACUUUCUGUCUGCACAACACGGUCCUGGACUUCGUCGAGGAUGAUCGUCCUCGGCUUCCAACGCCUUCUUUCCCCGCCACGAUGAGCGCAGACCAUGAUUUAGAAAAGGGCGAUUUGCAGCCGCACCUCGAGAAAGUCGACACGGACGACUCCAAGGACCUCUCCGACAAACACAGCACCUCUCGUAAAGAGCGCAUUGCCUCCUCCCACCCCAACGAGUCCGGGGAGCUCGCUGAAGACGAUGAAAUCAGUCCCCAGGGUCGCGGCCGCCGCGCACGUCGCUCCUCCGACUCCUCCAACGAAUCCAUUCAUACCGCUCACGAUCACCAAACCGCCACUCCUUCCCGCGAUCGCAGCAGAGCCCAAUCUUCCGCCAGAUCUGUGCGGCGCGAGCCGGUGAAUGUGCCGCGGUCCCAGCGAAGAGGUCUUCUCGGCCGCUUCACCCUCAUCCCAGAGAUCACCAACCAAUACGACUACCCGAGACGAACCAAAUGGAUGCUCACCUUCAUCGUUGCCGUCGCCGGAGCAGCAGGUCCCAUGGCUUCGAGUAUUGUCCUCCCAGCCUUGGUCGAUAUCACUCGAGACCUCCACUCCACCCCUACCAUUGUGAACUUGAGCAUAGCCUUGUUCAUGCUGAGCAUGGCCAUCUUCCCUCUUUGGUGGAGUAGCUUCUCCGAAACGUUCGGCCGUCGCACCAUCUACCUGACUAGCUUCACGCUGUACAUCAUCUUCAGCAUCGUCGGUGCCGUUUCCACCAACAUCGGCAUGUUCCUCGCCAUGCGUAUGCUUUCUGGCGGUGCUUCAGCCAGUGUGCAGGCCGUAGGUGCCGGAUCGAUUGCGGACAUCUGGGAGGUACAUGAGCGAGGCCGCGCAAUAGGUCUGUUCUACUUAGGACCCCUUUGCGGACCACUUCUCAGUCCGAUCAUCGGCGGCCUACUUGCGGAAAAUCUGGGGUGGAGGUCGAUUCAAUGGUUUCUUACCAUCCUUGGCGUGGUCAUCUUGCUCUUCCUCACCCUUUGCUUACCGGAGACACUGCGAGAGCAAAGGAGCGUGGCCGCCAGAGCCGAGGCGGAAGUCGAGCGAGAAGUCGUCGCCGACACCAGCGGAGAGAAAGGCGAGAAACUCGACUCCACUGCACGCCCAACGCUAUCUCGAGUCUCGACAAAGCAGUCAACACUCCACCUCAAAUCGAAAAAGUACCUCGCCAUUUUACGCCUCUGGUUCGUCGAUCCCCUCCGCAUCAUCCUGUACCUCCAGUUCCCCGCCGUGGCCAUCUGCGUCUUCUACGCCACGGUCUGCUUUUGCGCUCUCUAUUCCCUCAACAUCUCCAUCCAGGCCACCUUUUCGGCCCCGCCUUACAACUACAGUAACAUCAUCGUCGGCUUGUGCUAUCUUCCCAAUUCUCUUGGUUACUUCAUCACUUCGAUUUUCGGCGGCAGAUGGGUGGACCGGAUCAUGGCCCGUGAGGCGCAAAAAGCCGGCCGGUAUGAUUCGAAAGGCAACCUGAAGUACCAGCCAGAGGAUCGGAUGAAGGAGAAUGCGUGGCUCGGGGCUAUUAUGUUUCCCGCGGCGCUCAUUGCCUAUGGCUGGACCGCAGAAUUCGGAGUCAACCUGGCAGCACCACUCGUAGCAAACUUCUUCUUCGGCAUCGGAAGUAUGCUGAUAUUUGCAAUGGUAACAACGAUGCUCACCGAAUUCAUGCCGCGCAAACCCAGCAACGGCGUGGCCGUGAACAACUUUGUACGAAACAUUUUCAGCUGCGUGGGAGCGGCGGUGACGGAGCCGCUGAUCCAGGCCAUCGGAAACGGGUGGCUGUUCACCAUGUUCGGACUGUUUUCUUUCGUCGCCGGGUUUGGGUGUUUGUGGGCUAUGAAGCGAUAUUCGAAGCAUUGGCGCAUUACGAUGGAUAAGAAUCUGAGCAAGGUCAUGGGAACGUGAAUUAUGGGACG